AUGUCUAAACUCGAUGAUUUAUUUGAUAAAAAAAAAGAUGAAGCGCCUAUGCUCGACUUGUCUAAAGUUGUCAUAAAUAGUGCUGAGGAAUAUCGUGAGGUUUUGGACAAAGUGCCGGAUUUCAAAACGAGACCGGAAAAGGUUAAACCUGAAGAUGUUAAAAUAAAAGAUAAACCAGAAGAUCACAAAACUAAGACAUCCAAAAAGGAAAUAAGGGCUUAUGAAAAGCUAGGGACGCGGGGCUAUGAAGAAAAGCAAUUUACGUUUAUGGAUCCAAUACCAGUGGAAAUGCAAGGAUUAAAAUUUGAUGAACUUUGCGCAGUACCUAUCGAAUGGCGAAUGUUGACGUCCAUUAGACCGAAAUCUAAACUGGAUGAAGAGUAUUUUAACAGAUUAAUAGAACUUGGCAAAUCCGAAUUAAGAACCAAAGCAAAAGAUAAAAGGGAAUAUGCGAAAAACAACAUGAUUAGAAAAACUAAAACUCGUUCGGGUGUGACUGAAACACGCAUCAUGUCAUGCUCGGAGUGUGGCGAAGAGUACUGUAAUGGUAAAAUGUGUACCAUAACAAACUACGAUAUGUUCGCAAGGCUGAAGUUGGAAGUAGAGACAAAGACCAAUCGUGCGCAGGCGCCACCCGCACAACUGAGCAAAAUGCGUCGCAUGCGUCGUCGUGUGCGUCGCAAGCCGCGCAGCAAGAGCGCCGCGCCCUCUUACCACAAGCCAGGAGCCACCAAGCUGGGUGCUAGAAGCGACACUGAAAUCUAAACCGAAUACUAAAGCACA
Molecule: messenger RNA, 783 nt
Organism: Nymphalis io (European peacock)
Lineage: Eukaryota; Metazoa; Arthropoda; Insecta; Lepidoptera; Nymphalidae
Exons: 4
Coding region: 1-765 (254 amino acids)
Source: RefSeq, a predicted model, not a curated record